UGGCGGCAGACUGACCAAGCAACCGGCGAAGUAGAAAUACGAGAUCAGUCGAUUCGGACAGUGCAAAGUGGGAAGAUCGCAAGAGAGAUCUCACCGCUAAUUAUACAGUUUAGUGCGAAAUAGAACAGAGCAGCCUUUUUUCGGUGUGACUCAUCAGUGUAGAUUUGACAUAAGAACAACUAAGCAAAUAAGGCACUAUCUAAGCAAGGUUACUUAUCGGUGAAGUGCAAACUUGAACAAGUAGUGCAAAAAUGUCUUGGUAUUACACUGCGAAACCAACGGUGUUCCCGGCCGAGAACUUCAACCCCUCGGCCGAUGCUGCGGCAUUACGUAAAGCCAUGAAAGGCUUCGGAACUGACGAGCAGACGAUAAUUGACAUCCUGUGCGCCCGCUGCAACUGGCAGCGGCAGCUGAUCUCAGAGGCGUUCACUCGCGAGCUGGGUCGGGACCUGAUCAAGGAUCUGAAAUCAGAGCUAGGUGGAAAAUUCGAAGACGUUAUCCUCGGUCUAAUGUUGCCACCGGUUAACUAUCUGUGCAAACAGCUACACAAAGCUAUGGAUGGUAUCGGCACUAAUGAGCGGGCGCUAAUUGAGAUUCUCUGUUCACAAAACAACGAACAAAUGCUGCACAUAUCGCGAGUGUACGAAGAAAUGUAUAAUAGACCGCUGGCGGAACACGUCUGCACCGAAACGUCCGGUAAUUUCAGGCGGCUGCUAACACUGAUCAUCACUGGCACACGUGAUCCACCAGGUACUCUCGACCCUGACCAUGCCGUAGCCCAGGCCAAACAACUAUACGAUGCGGGUGAGGGCAAAUGGGGUACCGAUGAGGCUGUGUUUAGUAAAAUUCUAGUACACUCGAGCUUCGAUCAAUUGGAGUAUGUGUUUGAGGAGUACAAAAAGCUGACUGGACGUACGAUAGAACAGGCACUGAAAGCCGAACUGAGCGGCGACUACUACGAGGCACUAAGCGCAAUCGUGGAAUGUGUCCAGAUGGCGCCACACUUUUUCGCGAAACGCUUGUUCGAAGCCAUGGAUGGACUCGGUACGGAUGAUACUACACUGAUUCGUAUAAUAGUUUCCCGGGCGGAGAUUGAUCUUCAGAACAUCAAAGAUGAAUACGAACAAAUGUACAAUAAAACGCUGAUGAGUGCUGUGAAGAGCGAAACAUCAGGGGAUUAUAAGAAAGCACUAUGUGCCUUAAUCGGACAUGCCUGAAUAUUGAUCGACAAUUUCAUAGUGAUUUAAGGAAAUCUCUUUGACCUCAAUUAUUAAAAUUCCAACACGGAACUAUGAUAACUACGUUUUAAUGUUAUUUAUAUACUUAAAAUCUUUUAUAUAUUCUGCACAAUCCAGAAAUAAGUGCCAAUUUUCACGACAUGCUUCUGACAUGGAAGCAGAACAAUUACACUACAAGCGUAGAAUAAGAUAUUUCAUAUUGACAAUGUUUCCACUUAUUCUCAAUGUUGCGACAGUGAAUCUAUACACCACAUGAAACGAACAAAAAGAGCUUGAAUAAAUGUCCAUUCUAAACGCAAAAAUAAAAUUA
Topomyia yanbarensis is the source of this 1548-nucleotide messenger RNA. Its product is annotated as annexin B10-like. NCBI's taxonomy places the organism in Eukaryota, Metazoa, Arthropoda, Insecta, Diptera, Culicidae. The record is from RefSeq and is a predicted model, not a curated record. Gene Ontology annotation, cellular component: cytoplasm. Bases 252 to 1217 code for a protein of 321 amino acids. The transcript has 3 exons. Gene Ontology annotation, molecular function: calcium-dependent phospholipid binding; calcium ion binding.